Messenger RNA from Closterium sp. NIES-65, 3069 nucleotides. The record is from the annotation of a GenBank genome assembly. NCBI's taxonomy places the organism in Eukaryota, Viridiplantae, Streptophyta, Zygnematophyceae, Desmidiales, Closteriaceae.
AUGACGGUGAAGCGGCGCAAUGGAGGGCGCAACAAGCACGGCCGCGGGCACGUGAAGCCCAUCCGCUGCUCCAACUGCGCCAAGUGCUGCCCCAAGGACAAGGCAGUGAAGCGGUUCCUGGUGCGCAACAUCGUGGAGCAGGCGGCCGUGCGUGACGUGCAGGAGGCGUGCGUCUAUGACGGCUACGCGCUGCCGAAGCUGUACGCGAAGGUGCAGUACUGCAUCUCGUGCGCCAUCCACUCGCACGUCGUGCGCGUGCGCUCGCGCCAGGCGCGCCGCAUCCGCGAGCCGCCCAAGAGGCCCGGGCGCAAGGUGGGUGAAGGCGCUGCUGCUGGGGGAGAGGGCGGGGGGAGCUGCAGGGGAACAGCGCUUUUGGUUAGGACGACCGUGGCAAGCCAGGUCUUAGAAUCCGCUGAUGAGGCGGAGCGGGGCGCGCUGGGGCAGCUGGCGGCGCUGCUGGGCGAGGGGGGAGACGCGGGGACGGUGCGCCACAUGCUGCUGCGGGGCAACGGAGCCUUCCGCCGGGGCAACUACGAGGAGGCAAUAGAGGCGUACUCCCGCGCACUGCAGCGAUUCAGCCAGCUCGCCUCGUCACAGGCACACUCAGCCACUGUCACUCCCACUACUGUCACGCCCGCUACUGCCACACCCACCACUGCCACGCCUGCCAUUGUCACACCCACCGCCGUCACACCAAACCCGAGCAGCACCCACGGCAGCAGCGGCGGUAGCAGCAGCAACAGCAGCAGCCCGUUUGUGAGCGCAAGCAGCAGCCCAGAGGAGGGGUUCCGACUCCCACCCACCACUCUCUCUGCACUCCAACCUCCCCCUACCGCUGCUUGUGCUGGCUCACCCACGGCCUCUCUGCCUCCCCGUCUGCCCCCUGACGCUACUUCUGUACUCCUUAGUAACCGAUCCGCCGCUCUCUGCUGCCUGAGCAAGCGACUGCGCAGCAUCCCAGCAGCACAGUCGGAGCGCAGGGCUCUCUAUGGCCUCGACCCACUCUCUCUCGCCCAGCUUGCUCUCAAGGAUGCGGAGAAGCUAGUGAAGCAGAGCGAGGACUGGCCCAAGGCGCACCUCCGGAAAGCAGCGGCUCUCGUUCUCUUGGAGCGAUACAGUGACGCACGGGAGGCGUUUCUCAGCGGCCUUCACAUCGACCCCACCAACCCGCUGCUGCAAGCAGGGCUGCAGGAACUAACAGCAGAGGAGGAGGAGGUGCGGCGAGUGGUGCAGGCAGGGCGAGUGGGAGGAGUAGGAGGAGGAGGAGGAGGAGGAGGAGGAGGAGGAGGAGGAGGAGGAGGAGGAGGAGGAGGAGGAGGAGGAGGAGGAGGAGGAGGAGGAGGAGGAGGAGGAGGAGGAGUAGGAGGAGGAGGGGAGGGGCGGAGAGGUGGAGGGCGGGAGGGGCGGAGAGAGGCCGAGGGGGUAGGGAACAAGGGGAAUGAGGCAGGGGAGGGGAGGGAUGGAAAAGGCGGUUUGUCGUCUUCUGAGGGGGAAGAGGAGAGCGAUGAGGAGGAGGAAGAGGAGGAGGCGGGGGAGGAGAGAGAUGGGAAGGGUGUGGAAGGGGGAGGAGGGAAGAAGGAGGGAGGGGAGGUGACGGGAGAGGGGGAGCAGGAGGAGGGGAAGGAUGGGGUGAGGAGGAAGAGAGCAAGGAAGGGAAAGGGGAAGAAGGGGAACGAGCAGCAGCAGGAAGAGCAUGGGAAGAACGAGAAGAGUCAGCAGCAUGGAGUGGAGAGGACAGAGGAGUUUGACUGCAGUCUGUGCCUGAAGCUGCUGUUUCACCCGGUCACCACGCCCUGUGGGCACUCUUUCUGUCGCUCCUGUCUCGUGCGUGUGCUGGAUCAUGGCAACAAGUGCCCCGUGUGCCGCACUGUUCUCUUCGUCAGCCCUAUGCAACACCCUGUCAGUGUGACUCUUCAGGCCAUUCUAGAGCGGCUGUUCCCAGAGGAGUAUGAGGAGAGGCGGCAGGAGGUGGAGGGGGAGAAGGUGGUGGGGCGGGAGGUGAGUGUUUCGGGGGGCGGACAGAUCCUGCCUCUGUUCGUCAUGGAUUCGGUUCUGCCCGGGCAGAAGAUGGCUCUUAACAUCUUUGAGCCCAGAUACCGCCUCAUGGUGGGUGCGAAGGAAGGAACGGGGGGGGGAGGGAUGACGAAGGGGGGUUGGUUGGGUGGGGAUCAUGGCGAGGGGAAGGAUUGGGUGGGGAUCAUGGCGAGGGGAAGGAUUGGGUGGGGAUCAUGGCGAGGGGAAGGAUUGGGUGGGGAUCAUGGCGAGGGGAAGGAUUGGGUGGGGAUCAUGGCGAGGGGAAGGAUUGGAUGGCAGAAGAUGGUUCUUACCAUCUUUGAGCCCAGAUACCGCCUCAUGGUGGGCCGGAGGGGCAUCACUGUGCUCUCCUCACUUGUCCCACUCUCCUCCUCACCCUCCUUCCUCCCCUCGCUCCCCUUCCUCCCCUCGCUCCCCUUCCUCCCCUCGCUCCCCUUCCUCUCCUCGCUCCCCUUCCUCUCCUCGCUCCCCCUCCUCCCCUUGCUCGCUUCGCUCCCCUCACUCCCCAUCCUCUCCUCUCGCCAGGUGGGAGUGGAUAGGCGCUCUGGCACCAUGCAGGACGUGGCAUGUGAAGUCAAGAUCUCAGAAUGUGACCCCUUACCCGAUGGCCGUUUCUACAUAGAGGUGGAGGGAGUGCGUCGCUUCAGCAUCACCAGCAGCUGGGAGCAAGACGGGUACCGAGUGGCUCAAGUGGAGUGGGUGCAAGACGUCAUUCCAGAGGCAGGCUCAGAAGCAGCCAACAAGCUAUCAUCGCUAGCAGAGGAGGUGGCAGGGGUGGCAAGAGAGUGGGUGGCUCGAGUUCUCUCCACUGCUCGUGCAAAUCGUCGCAGCAGGUUGAUUGAGCAUGUGAGGAAUGCCGGAGACAUCCCCCCUGCCAGCCAGCCUGAGCGCCUCAGCUUCUGGCUAGCAAACCUGCUUCCCAUCGGCCCGGAGGAGAAGGUGUCGUUCCUGCGAAUGACCGACCCGGGCCAGCGUCUCACUCAGGAACUUGCCCUGCUGCGUGCUCAUCCCCUCUCAUCAUGCCACCUGCAGUGA